AUGGAUACUAUCGCGGAUUUCCCAGACUUUUAUCGAGUUUUAGGUGUUGAGUCAGAUGUCAGUUCGGCUGAGAUGAAACUAAGAUAUCACCAGCUUUCUUUGAAAUAUCACCCCGAUAAAAAUCAAACUGCCACCAACGAGGACUUUCUCAAAGUUAAAUUGGCCUUCCAAGUUCUUAGUGAUCCUAAUCUGAAGCAGCAUUACGAUUUGCAAUAUGUCACCAAAGUUUUGGGCCGAACUGGUUCCCAGGGACAGUGUACCCAGGUUAAAGUGGAGUUUUUGGGAGAACCAAACAGAUCAAUCAUCAGGAAUGUAAAGGGACCUGUUCGGGAAGGAGACAUUCUUACCCUGCUGGAAUCUGAACGUGAAGCCAGAAGACUACGCUAA
Molecule: messenger RNA, 387 nt
Organism: Daphnia pulex (common water flea)
Lineage: Eukaryota; Metazoa; Arthropoda; Branchiopoda; Diplostraca; Daphniidae
Product: 40S ribosomal protein S28-like
Exons: 3
Coding region: 1-387 (128 amino acids)
Biological process (GO): ribosomal small subunit assembly; translation; maturation of SSU-rRNA
Cellular component (GO): ribosome; cytosolic small ribosomal subunit
Molecular function (GO): structural constituent of ribosome
Source: RefSeq, a predicted model, not a curated record